Molecule: messenger RNA, 2039 nt
Organism: Xiphophorus hellerii (green swordtail)
Lineage: Eukaryota; Metazoa; Chordata; Actinopteri; Cyprinodontiformes; Poeciliidae
Product: kelch repeat and BTB domain-containing protein 13
Exons: 1
Coding region: 475-1992 (505 amino acids)
Molecular function (GO): protein binding
Source: RefSeq, a predicted model, not a curated record
CACCAAGUACUCGGAGAUGUAAUUUUAGCAAAAACUGCCUCUACAAAAUACUGAGUUGAGUGAAAUACAAAUGAACGACUCUUGGCAGAUUUUAAUUUGUUAAAAAAAAAAAAAUCAGUUUUCCUUACUUUUCCACCUUCUAAAUAAAUCAAUAAAAUCCCAAUACACUUCAGGUGAAGCUUGUGGAAAACAUAAAAAAAUUCAAAGUGUGUGAAUACUUUUGCAAGGCGCUGUAGUUCCAAACAGCAACACAACUCACAGUACAUGUCAACGGUUUCUCCUUCCUGCCCAAUGCCUGCAAGUGACACAGUGGCUAUCUAUAGCCUAAUCUAUUUUCAGACCAGGCAGGCAGGACGCAGUUCAGCUCAUACUUAAACUCAUGUAGUGUUAGAGGGAAAAUGGCUAAUCUACAUUCAGGUCAUGCACCAAAUAAUUACUUGGGACCUGUUUUAGAAAGAUGAGGUCUUGGUGUGAAUGAUCAUGGAAGCGCCUGAGAGCCUGGGAAUCAGCCAGGAUAUUAAUGCCGAGAAUUCAACUGUUGAUCUGGAGGAAGCAGAGGCAGACUGGGUGAGAGUGAGAGUGGAGGAAAGCUGGUUCCAUCUUAAUCGUGGGUUUCUUGUAAGGCACAGCGACUAUUUCCGAGCUCUAUUUCACUCAGGGAUGAAAGAAAGCCAGGAAGAGGAGCUAUAUCUGAGAGGAGGAGUGCACGCAAGAGGUUUCCUUAUUGCGCUUGCUGUCUGCAGGGAUGAGAACCCCCCCAUCAGGGACCCAGAAGAGCUUGUUGAAGCCGUAGAGUGCGCUGCUUUCCUGCAGAUUCCCACUUUGACUCGGCAUCUUUGCAACAUCAUAGACUCGGAUAACUGCCUCUUGCUUUACCACGCGGCUUCCGUCUUCGGAGUGCACAGACUGUUUCAGAACGCCUCUCUCUUUCUUUGUGAUGCUUUUGAUGACCUCAAGGAAGCAGCAGAAAGCACAAUUCCUGAAGACUUGGUCAAAUACUCUCAAACGCUCUCCCCUGCUAGUUAUAUCGCUAUAGGGACCCAUACGCCAUCAAUGGAGCUGCUACAGGACUGUUUCAGGGUUGUUUGCUUCCUUGAUGAAAAGGAAGGGGAGUGGAAGCAUCUGACAAACCUGCCAACUCUUUGCAGUACCUCCAGGGCUGGGGUGGCCGUGCUUGACAAUCGGCUGUACAUUGUUGGAGGAAUUUACGGCUAUGGCAAAGACACAGUGGACGGAAGCUUCUGUUACAAUCCAGAUUCAGGGAUAUGGACAACUCUUCCAGGUCCACAGCAACCAAGAUACGACUUUACACUGCUUGGGCAUGAGGGGCGCCUAUAUGCCAUUGGCGGAGAAGCUCAAAAACAGGUAAUUUCCACAGCAGAGAAGUACGACGCAGCAAAGGGAGAGUGGACGUUUAUCCAACAUGCACCCAGACCUGUAGCAUCAGCAGCUUGUGCUGUUGCUCGUCAGCGAAUGUUUGUUUGCUUCUGGAAACCCCCUGACACUACAGAUAUCUAUGAGUACAUGCCUUUAAAAGAUAAGUGGAGUCUCACCACCACCAUGAUCAGACAGCAAAGCUACGGCCACUGUAUGGUGGCCCACAGGGACAAUUUGUAUGUGAUGAGGAACGGGCCUUGCGAUGACUUCCUGCGCUGCCUGAUGGACUGCUACAACAUUACGUCUGGUCAGUGGACUGCCAUGCCCGGACAUUACAUAAACAGCAAAGGGGCGCUGUUCACUGCGGUGACAAGAGGGGACUCUGCGUUCACAGUGAAGCACAUGUUGACUCUUGAAUACACCAUCACGGCAAAUGGAUGGAAACCCCACAGACAGAUGAAGGGAUUCCCAAAGAGUGGUUCACUAUGGACUUGUCUACUUAGACUCCCCAAGACCGGACCAGUUACACCAGAACUGGAUGUGGAUGAGAGACAAAGAGAAAUUGCUUUGCCAGACAUUUCAGAAAGAUUUGUGGAUGCUGUACAACAGAUGUGAAGUUACUCCAACUGUGCUAGAAUGAUUAAAAGUCUAAGAGAUUAAAA